AUGUCCGGUUACCGUCAAAUACAGAAUGUAUCCUCCUUGAUCUCCACUGUCGAAUCGUUGGAUGGAACUGCAUCGGUCUUUCCUCGAUGGCGUUCUCGUCUUGAAGACGUCCUUGGAAUGCAAAACACACUGGACAUCGUCAAAGGAACCCUACCUCGUCCAAAAGAGGACUCAAAGGACGUUAACACCUCCUCUUCUCGCCCCGUCGAUUCAAAAGGUUACAACCCAAAAGAGAUCAAAGAAGACUGGGAUGCCCUUUCAGAAAUGGCCUGCUCGACUAUCCGGCUCACCUUGACUGAUCCGCUGGCGCAACGAUACCGCAAAGUCAAGCCCGCCUCUCGUCUAUUCAGUACCAUUGUGAACGCCUACGAGAAGAAUACAAGGGCUCGUCGCAUCCGACUACAGGAGUCGUUCUGGACAGCGCGCCAUGACCCUAACAAACCGAUUGCUCUCUGGAUUGGUUGUCUUCGAGUGGCGGCUGAUGAACUCCUCUCGAUCGGAGAACUUCCAACCGAUCGACAAAUCGCCGACCGUCUAUUCGGAGGAUUAGACUCCUCCUGGUCUGCUGUGCGGGAUUCGAUCAUGUACACUGCCAUUGAGAUGUCGUUGGACGACACAAUUUGA
Molecule: messenger RNA, 624 nt
Organism: Puccinia graminis f. sp. tritici CRL 75-36-700-3
Lineage: Eukaryota; Fungi; Basidiomycota; Pucciniomycetes; Pucciniales; Pucciniaceae
Exons: 1
Coding region: 1-624 (207 amino acids)
Source: RefSeq, a predicted model, not a curated record